Messenger RNA from Sparassis crispa, 408 nucleotides. RefSeq lists its product as hypothetical. NCBI's taxonomy places the organism in Eukaryota, Fungi, Basidiomycota, Agaricomycetes, Polyporales, Sparassidaceae. The transcript has 2 exons. The record is from RefSeq and is a predicted model, not a curated record. Bases 1 to 408 code for a protein of 135 amino acids. Gene Ontology annotation, molecular function: protein dimerization activity.
AUGUUCGACAACCUUUUGGGCCGCAACAUCUCGAAGACAGCAGAUGAGCGCGACGAGCUCACACGCUACCUGAGCACCAACACCAAAGAAGUUCAGGAUGCAGUCGCAUGGUGGUACGCACGCCGCGUGGAGUUUUCGUGUCUUGCCCGUAUGGCGAUGAACUACCUCACAAUUCCCGCCACCUCGGUCAAUGUCGAGCGCCUUUUCAGCAAGCGGCCGCUGCUGCUGCCGCACAUUCGCAAUGGGCUGUCUGCGCAGUCUGUGCAUGCUCUGCUGUGUCUCGCGGAGUGGAGCCGGCUGGGAUUUGUACGUGAUACAGAUGUCUUAGCAAUUACAUCAGGUCCAGAGGGCGAAGGGGAGGAUGAUGGACUGGGAGAUGGGUGGGACAAUAUCAUCAUGCCUGAGUAG